GAAGAAGAAGAAGAGAUGACAAUUAAACCGGCGGUUCGUAUCUCCGAGAGGAAAUUAGUCGUGAAGAACCGGACAAUCCUAACCGGAGUUCCAGAAAAUGUGAUCGCAACGUCCGGCACCGGGUCUGGUCUGGUUGAGGGAGUUUUCCUCGGGGCGGUUUUCGAUGAAGAGAAGAGCAGGCAUGUGGUGCCUAUCGGCACUUUACGCGACGUCCGGUUCAUGUCCUGUUUUCGGUUCAAGUUAUGGUGGAUGGCCCAGAAAAUGGGGGAUCAAGGCAAAGACAUACCUCUCGAGACUCAAUUCCUAUUGGUGGAAACCAAAGAAGGGUCCCACUUGGACUCAACCGGAGAAACUCAGAUCGUUUACACCGUCUUCCUCCCUUUGAUCGACGGCCCGUUUCGAGCCGUUUUUCAAGGGAACCAAAACGACGAACUCGAGCUGUGUUUAGAGAGCGGCGACGCCGACAUCAAAGCGUCUUCGUUUAGGCAUUCGGUUUAUAUCCAUGCUGGAACCGAUCCUUUCAGUACAAUCACGGAAGCAAUCAAGGCCGUCAAAUUACAUCUCAAAACUUUCCGGCAACGGCAGGAGAAGAAAUUACCGGAAAUCGUCGACUAUUUCGGGUGGUGUACCUGGGACGCUUUUUACCAGGAUGUGACCCAAGAAGGGGUCGAAGCUGGGCUCGAGUCUCUAGCUGCCGGUGGGACGCCGGCCAAGUUCGUGAUCAUCGACGAUGGAUGGCAGUCCGUAGGCGGCGACACCCAUGGGGAAGACACGUCGUCAUCGACCGAUCAGGCGGAAACGAAACAACAGCCGUUGCUUCGUUUGACGGGAAUAAAAGAAAACGAGAAGUUCCAGACGAAGGAUGAUCCAACAUCGGGGAUCAAAAACAUCGUCAACAUUGCGAAAGAGAAACACGGGUUGAAAUUUGUAUACGUCUGGCACGCGAUUACGGGGUAUUGGGGCGGAGUCCGGCCCGGAGUUAAGGAAAUGGGAGGAUACGGGUCGAAAAUCCGGUACUCGAUGGUUUCCAAAGGAGUGGUGCAUAAUGAACGGUGGAAAACCGAUGCGAUAGCGGUUCAAGGGUUGGGUUUGGGGAACCCGAAAAACGUGUACAAAUUUUACAACGAGUUGCACAGCUAUCUGGCGGAUGCGGGUGUAGAUGGAGUUAAGGUGGACGAGCAGUGCAUUUUGGAAACACUCGGAGCCGGGCUCGGUGGCCGGGUUGAGUUGACGCGGCAAUAUCAUCAGGCUGUCGAUGCAUCGGUGAAGAGGAAUUUUCCCGAUAAUGGGAUCAUCGCUUGCAUGAGCCAUAACACCGAUGCACUCUACUGUUCCAAACAGACGGCGGUUGUGAGAGCAUCUGACGAUUUCUACCCCCGUGAUCCAGUGUCACACACCAUCCACAUUGCGGCGGUGGCCUACAAUAGUGUUUUCCUUGGGGAAUUUAUGCUGCCGGAUUGGGAUAUGUUCCACUCCCUUCAUCCGGCCGCCGAUUAUCAUGCCUCGGCACGCGCUAUUUGUGGUGGCCCUAUCUAUGUGAGUGAUGCCCCCGGACGACACAACUUUGAGCUCUUGAAGAAAAUUGUGUUGCCUGAUGGUUCCAUUCUCCGUGUUCGUUUGUCUGGACGGCCUACUCGCGAUUGCUUGUUUACAGAUCCGGCCCGUGACGGCGUUAGCUUGUUGAAGAUAUGGAACAUGAACAAGUACACCGGAGUUCUUGGUGUUUACAACUGCCAAGGCGCAGCAUGGAACAGCGCCGCAAGGAAAAAUACUUUCCACCAAACCAGUACGGACUCCAUAUCAGGCCAAGUAAAGGGGUGUGAUGUCCAUCUCAUUUCUGAGGCCUCAUUGGACCCUGAAUGGGCCGGUGACUGUGCAGUUUACUGUCACCGCACCGGUGAGUUAAUCACCCUUCCAUACAAUGCAUCCAUGCCGGUUUCCCUCAAGGUCCUCGAGCAUGAAAUCUUCACACUAACACCAAUCAUGCACUUGGCACCUGGAUUCAGUUUUGCACCCUUAGGACUCGUCAAUAUGUACAACGCCGGUGGUGCCAUUGAGGAUCUAAAAUAUGAAGUCAAAGAUGGUGCCAAGCUAUCCGAGCUCGAUAUCGGGUAUGAAGGUGAAAGCAGUUGUCUUGUUGGUGCGAGAGUGGAGAAUUCUAGCAAUGAACUGGUAGGAAAAAUUUGCAUGGAGAUUAAAGGUUGUGGAAACUUUGGUGCCUAUUCGUCAGCCAAGCCAAGAAAGUGCAGUGUUGGGUCUAGUGAAGCCAAGUUCAAUUAGGAUUCAUCGUCUGGAUUGGUAACGUUCAGCUUGGAAAAAAUGCCCGAUGAAGGGCAAAAAGUGCAUGUUGAAGUUGAGUUAUGAGUUAAAUGAAGCAGAGUAGUUGUAUCAGAUUCAGCUCUGGUUGGGAUUUUUAUCAAUAAUCCCUCCUAUUUAAAAAACCCGUUUAUUAGGUUUAUGUAUUAAGAUGGAGUGAAGAAAUUGAAAUAAAAGUUUCUUCUUGCUAUUA
This is a messenger RNA of Hibiscus syriacus, 2509 nucleotides long. RefSeq names its product probable galactinol--sucrose galactosyltransferase 6. The record is from RefSeq and is a predicted model, not a curated record. NCBI's taxonomy places the organism in Eukaryota, Viridiplantae, Streptophyta, Magnoliopsida, Malvales, Malvaceae.